CGUUAAAUUCAUUUAACAAACAUUCGAGGCCCACAGAAGAUAAAUCGGUUCAAACAUAACGCCAAUUGACAGUACGCUACAUAACCUAACUUUUGAGAUUGUUAAUGUAAACUAAAUAUUUAUCUAAUGUCCCUCUACGACGAUUACGACGUUAAAACCACGGUUCCCGACAAAGUCCAGGGAUGGUCCUCGGGCAUCAAACUGUUGCAGUCGCAGCUGCAGUUGAAAAAAGCGACGGUGACGCAGCCAAAGCGCGACGCCGCCAGGAAAGUCAGUUUGGCGCCGGUGAUCGACUUGAAAUCGAAACGAGACGACGACGACGUCCACCAACCGUUCCCCAAACCGAAGCCGGAGUCCAGGUUGCCAAUAAUCAGCAGCGGCGGCACAUACGGGUUGGAGUACGACUGGAAAGUGGUCGACGAAUAUGACCCGACGUGGCCCAACGAAUACGAAAAGGUUGUCAAGGAAAUGCGCGAUCAGAGGGACAAGGAGAGCGAGAAGGAGGAGAAACGGAAGGAGAAGAAACGAAAGAGCAGGUUUAGCGAUCCGGACGAUAGUCCGCCUCGAUCUUCGGCACCUCCGGUCCCGCAGAUGGCGCAGCCGCCCGUCGCUAGCGGUUUCGCGGGUCGCUGGGCGGACGACGAAGAGGAGCCCGCUCCUAAAACACCCAGACCUUCGGGCGGGGUCGCCAUAGCGCCCCCGCCCAGCCUUCAAGAAGCUUCCGCUGAUUCUGUACCUAUCGUGCCAAGCAAACCGCAACCUCCUAGCUAUGGUGGAUCAGUGGCGGCGAAAAUUAUGGCGAGGUACGGGUUUAAAGAGGGCCAGGGCUUGGGAAGAAUGGAACAGGGAAUGUCGAGCGCCCUGCUGGUGGAGAAAACUUCGAAAAGGGGUGGUCGGAUAGUCCACGAGAAGGACAUAAUGCCGCCUCCGCCGCCGAUCGAGCCCGCCCAGAAUGUGAAUAAUCCGCCGAUAACGGAGAUUAUGAAGAAUCCGAGCAAGGUGGUGCUUUUGAAGAACAUGGUGGGGCCCGGCGAAGUGGACGACGAUCUGGAGCCCGAAGUGAAGGACGAGUGCAAUACGAAAUAUGGGCCGGUCGCUAGCUGUAUCAUUCACGAAAUCCCGCACACGGACCCCGAGGAGGCCGUCAGGAUAUUUGUUGAAUUUCAGAGGAUCGAGAGCGCGAUAAAAGCAGUGGUCGACUUGAACGGCAGGUUCUUCGGCGGCCGACAAGUCAAAGCUAAUUUUUACGAUACCGAAAAGUUCGACAACUUACAGCUCGUAGAUUAGAUUACUCGUUUUCUAUUUAUUACCUGUGCCCAAUAAAGGUUAUGUUAUGUAAAUGAAAAUUUGGUCUCGCAUGGCAAUAAAUUAUGCGCGAUGUUUUAAAGCGAAUGCGGAAAACAUUAGGGUAUUUUAUUAUAUAAACGUUUGGUUAGUUAAAACGUUACCUUCAUUAAAAACAUUUUAUUUAAGUGAUAUUACGUGCUGAGUAUGGUAAUGUAGAGAAAUCGUUUUAGACAUCCCCAGAUAAAAUAAACCAAAGGAUAUAGGUAAAUCUGCCGAUCGAGGCGGCGCAUGAUAAAACCCACUAUUAAUAUCGAGCAGUUUUCAUACGCACAAUUUAAUAUUAGUGUAAUAAGAAAUGUAAAGUGACAGCGGCCCACUAGAUUGUUUUUAUCUCCUUAUGGACUACUUUAGAUUUUAUUUGGAAACCGCAUUAUGAAAAAAGUAGUUUCCAAACAAGA
Messenger RNA from Cylas formicarius (sweet potato weevil), 1745 nucleotides. RefSeq names its product splicing factor 45 (gene Spf45). The transcript has a single exon. Gene Ontology annotation, molecular function: RNA binding. The record is from RefSeq and is a predicted model, not a curated record. Gene Ontology annotation, cellular component: precatalytic spliceosome. Gene Ontology annotation, biological process: alternative mRNA splicing, via spliceosome; mRNA cis splicing, via spliceosome. Bases 127 to 1287 code for a protein of 386 amino acids. NCBI's taxonomy places the organism in Eukaryota, Metazoa, Arthropoda, Insecta, Coleoptera, Brentidae.